This is a messenger RNA of Heterobilharzia americana, 462 nucleotides long. The record is from the annotation of a GenBank genome assembly. NCBI's taxonomy places the organism in Eukaryota, Metazoa, Platyhelminthes, Trematoda, Strigeidida, Schistosomatidae.
AUGGUUUCAACGUGGUAUGAGAUUACAGAAACAUGUAGAAGAAGUUAUGAUGCUACAUCACUUGAUCUUGGUCCAGAAAUAUUUUCGUUUACGGAAGAAUCUUCUGCGAUUGCUAUUUCCAAAUCUCAUAAGCACUAUCUUCUUCGACCAGAAACAGUAGAAUCCUACUUUUAUUUAUGGCGACUCACUAAAGAUCCUAAAUACCGUAAUUGGGCAUGGGAUGUAGUCCAGGCUCUUGAUAAUUAUGCUCGUACAGAUGCAGGUUUUUCUGGCAUUGAAGAUGUCUACUCAUCUCGACCGGUUCAUGAUGAUGUGCAACAGUCCUAUUUCUUAGCAGAAACAUUGAAGUAUCUUUAUUUAAUAUUUUCUGAGGACACUUUAUUACCGCUUGAUAGAUGGGUGUUCAACUCUGAGGCACAUCCGUUACCUGUUCAAAAUAAAGUGAAACUUACUAAAGCUUAG